Messenger RNA from Raphanus sativus (radish), 1036 nucleotides. RefSeq lists its product as uncharacterized. Bases 107 to 895 code for a protein of 262 amino acids. The record is from RefSeq and is a predicted model, not a curated record. The transcript has 3 exons. NCBI's taxonomy places the organism in Eukaryota, Viridiplantae, Streptophyta, Magnoliopsida, Brassicales, Brassicaceae.
UUCUUUUCUUCCCCCUUUCAGUGUCUCUCGUAUAUAGAUGUAAAACAAUCCAAAGUAUAAUUAACUUUCAAAACAUGAAACUUCGAUUAUUAUCUAUGAGACAUUAAUGACAAUUGCAGGCAUGACGAGAACAAGAGUACGAGCUGUGACCCAUCAAGAUCUUGUUCCAAAUCCUAAAACCACCGAUCUCAGCAGCAAAACCGGUAUUUUCGUCGUGGUUUUGACCAUACUCUUUGGCCUCUCCUGCUUUGUUCUCUGUCUCUAUGCCGAAGCCACGAGAUCUCAGGCGACAUGGGGAAGCAAAACGUGCGUGUACAAUGGUAGCGGCAAAACGCCGUUGUUGUGCGGUGCCAUCGCGUUCGUGGGACUAGCGGUGGCGAUGGUGGGCUUGCACAUGUACUUACUUAUAGCAGUCACCACAUCGUCGCCUCUUGUUCUUGAUACGUGGGAUCCUUACUCUGUUCCUGCGAAGAAACUCACUUUUCAAGCAGCUUUCUUCUUCGUCUCAACGUGGCUUUGCUUUGGUGUUGGAGAGGUUCUACUGUUGGUGGCACUUAGUGUGGAAUCAGGACAUCUAAAGAACUGGUCCAAGCCAAAACCUAGUUGUCUAGUGAUUCGACAAGGCCUGUUCUCAGCCGCAGGUGUGUUCUCACUCCUAACCGUCUUUCUAGCGGCGGGACUUUACCUAACGGCUCUUCAAGCACAUAGAAUCUCUAAAGAUAUUGAAAAUACACAUAGAGAAAUUCUCGAAGCAUCCGUUCUUUAUGCAUCUCCUCCAAGAUCGCCCACGAAUCGGAUGGCUACGGUGGCUCGAGAAGGUCCUGCUACCGUUAGAGAUGAGUCAACGUCUUUGGGAUACCUUGUUUCUUUAAAGCAACUUCCAUAUAUAGUAUAGACCGUAUAGUACUGUAUAAUGUAUAUAAUAAUUCAUCACACUGUUAAUGGCUAAAUUCUAUUUAACAUUCUAACCAUUAUACCAAAAUUCCUCUUGUACGUGCAAAUAAAACAAAAUUUUAAUUAGUAAUAUUACUGACUA